Candidula unifasciata is the source of this 963-nucleotide messenger RNA. The record is from the annotation of a GenBank genome assembly. NCBI's taxonomy places the organism in Eukaryota, Metazoa, Mollusca, Gastropoda, Stylommatophora, Geomitridae.
AUGUUGUCAUGCCCAUGUCAUGUCUGUGAGGUGUGGUCACGCCUGGCACUGCAGCCAGCAGAAAAGUUAAACACCACAGUAUUCUCUGAGGACAAGUCAAACACCACUGUAUUCACUGAGGACGAGUCAAACACCACUGUAUGGGCUGAUCAUGGGUCAACCACCAGUUAUUCGACAGACAUUUUUACUAGCCAGACUGUGAUAACUAUUGAUGGCUCAACAAAUACCACUACCACAAAGGAGACAGACUAUUUUACUACUCCUGCCAGUUCACUUACAUCACAGAGUACGACCAUUAAGGUAGACUACUCAGUGGAUUGCUCAAAGUAUGCUAUAGAAAGCACAGCCAAACCAGCAGUUCAGUUAAAAGUUGAACCUUUGUGUACAGAGAGUGGUUCCAUUUUGGAUCAGCUGACACGAUUCAUUGGCUAUCAGUUUCCGAAACAUAAAUGUGGAAAUCCAAACAGUACAGCCAAGUUUGCAGAGAUUUUAUACUGCUCUAUGCUGAACACUCAUACCCUCUGUAUGCAACCUUUUGUUGAGGAACUUCAGUAUAUAAACACAGAGACUGUACCUCAGAUAAAAACAGUCAGGAACAUUAUUGGAGCACUAUGUUCUAUGGAUCGCUUCAUAGCCAAAGAUUGCCUGUUCAAGCGACUCAAAUAUGUGACCAGAUGUGUCAAAGCAGAAGUUGACUCAAUUCUUAGUUUCCAAAACAAAAGAUGGGCAUAUGGAGUUAUUGAUCAAUGCAGACAUCUUGAACUGAAAGUCAUGUGUAUGUGGGAGAAUGUACUGCCAUGCAAUGUAAGAACUGCUGCUUCAAUGGCUGGCUUGAUUGGUCAGCAUCUCAGACCAGACACCUGCACACUAUCUGCAUCACAGCCUAUCCUCUCAAUGAACUGGUUUCAACUUACAGCCAUUUCCUGUGCUCAAGUGUUAUUAUUUGUAAUGGGCAAUACAUGA